Cucurbitaria berberidis CBS 394.84 is the source of this 499-nucleotide messenger RNA. RefSeq lists its product as uncharacterized. Lineage: Eukaryota; Fungi; Ascomycota; Dothideomycetes; Pleosporales; Cucurbitariaceae. The record is from RefSeq and is a predicted model, not a curated record. The transcript has 4 exons. Bases 66 to 275 code for a protein of 69 amino acids.
CGACACACGCCCCAAUCCACCCAUUGCCCCCGCGACAGCGCCAAUACACCUCCCCACUCUUCAUAAUGGCAGGCUGGGUCUACCGCGAGAACCGCGUCCCCUAUUAUCAGCGCGAAUUCCAGAAGCACGAUGGCUUGAGGACCUGGGAGAAGGCCCGUGGCAAGUUCAUGAUCCCCGCGUACAAGGCUCUCCUUUUCACCAGCUUCGGCGCCAGCAUGUACAUGAUGUUCCGCAUGCUCCUGGGACACAAGACUUGGUAUGGAAAGAAGGCUUAGAUUGCAUACUAUGCUAUGAGUAGAGUCUCUAGCUAGGGGCCGCGUGGGAGCAUGUUUCGUCUGCUACAAUGUACAAACAAUCAACAAACCUGCAAAUCAUCUUGACUCUUUUGUCCAGGUCGGAUAGAGCACAGUCAGUCAAUGCACUCGUGGAACACUGUCCAUUCUGCUGUCUGGGUCGUGAUGGCUGCUUGCUUCCUUUUGUCAGUGCUAGAAAGCUCCGG